UCCUUUGUGAAGUCAGUCAAUGCAUUCAAUGCUAUGAGCUUACUACAGAAAAAGUACCCCCACUCAUUUACUUUUACAGAACGCGUCUUCUCUUUAUCCACACACACACUCUCACUUAUUGAGUUGUACCAAAUUGAAGAAGCUCACUUAGAUCUUGAAAGCUCUGAUCCAAAAUUUCAACUACUCUCUCUAGUUACACAAACUACUUAACCUAAGCUUUGUUGCAACUACACUCUCAGAAAUCUGUUGACUUGCCAAAGAAUCGAAGUCAACCCACAACUGGACUUGCUUGCUUGUUGGUGUUUAGAUGGCUUCUUCUUCAUCAUCUUUUGGUGCUUCUCAUUCAAACUCAAAGCAGCAUCAUGUUUUUCUUAACUUUAGAGGGGAAGAUACUCGAUACAAUUUUACAAGCCAUCUAUAUGCUGCCUUGUGUGGAAAAAAGAUCCACACAUUCAUGGAUGAUGAGGAAAUUGAGAGAGGAGAUAACAUCUCACCAACGCUUUUAUCAGCUAUUGAAAGCUCGAAGAUUUGCGUAAUAAUUUUCUCGCAGGAUUAUGCGUCUUCUUCAUGGUGUUUGGAUGAACUUGUGAAGAUCAUUGAAUGCAGUGAGAAGAAAAAACUUGUUGUCAUACCUGUUUUCUAUCACAUCGAUGCAUCUCAUGUAAGACACCAGAGGGGAACCUAUGGAGAUGCAUUUGCCAAACACGAGGAUCGUUUCAGGGACAAUCUAACCAAGGUACACAUGUGGAGAACUGCCCUGCACAAAGCUGCAAACUUAGCAGGAUGGGUUUCCGAGAAAAAUAGGUCCGAGGCUGUCGUAAUUAAAGAAAUUGUUGAAGAUAUAUUGGACAAGUUGAAAUGUAUGAUCCCACAUGUUCAAAAGAAAGGACUUGUUGGAAUUUCUCGACACAUUGCGCAUGUGGAAUCAAUGUUAUGCUCUGGGUCAGCUGAUGUGCAUAUUAUUGGUAUUUGGGGUAUGGGUGGCAUAGGCAAGACAACCAUUGCAGAUGCUGUGUUUACAAAAGUCUCAUAUCAAUACGAGGGAUACUACUUUGCUGCCAAUGUCAGGGAAAAAUGGGGAAAUCGGAUAAAGUUGCGGAAUGAAGUUCUGGCGGACGUGUUAGGGGACCAAAGCAUCAAUAUUAGUACCCCUACAAUGAGUUCCGCCUUUGCUGUAGAAAGACUUAAAUGUAAAAAGGUCCUCGUCGUUCUUGAUGACGUGAGUUUAUCAGAACAAAUAGAAUAUCUUGUUGGAGGGAGAGAUUGGUUUGGACCUGGUAGUCGAAUCAUAGUGACCACUCGAAACAAAGAAGUGUUUAACAGUGGAGUCGAUGAAGUAUACCAAGUGACGGUAUUUAAUUCUCAUGAAGCCCUAAAGCUUUUUAGCUUGAACGCCUUUCAACAAGACAGUCCAUUGAUCGAAUACCAACACUUGUCAGAAAGGGCAGUGGGUUAUGCUAAGGGCAUUCCUCUAGCUCUUAAAGUUCUGGGCUCACAUCUUCGUUCCAAACGACCAAAAGAAUGGGUGAGUGCAUUGGAAAAGCUGAAGAAAUAUCCAAAAGCUGAAAUUUAUGAUGUGUUGAGAUUGAGUUAUGAAGGAUUGGACCCUGAGGAGCAGAGUAUAUUUUUAGAUAUUGCCUGCUGUUUGAAAGGACAAACAAAAAGCCAAAUAACAAGUAUAUUAGAUGCAUGUGAUUUUUCUACUGAAAUUGGGAUGAGAAGCCUUGAAGACAAGUCUCUUGUAACUGUUUCUAAAAACAACACAGUACAGAUGCAUGAUUUGAUACAAGAAAUGGGACGUUUUGUAGAAUCUGAGAAAAAGCCUGGAGAAAGAAAACGGUUGUGGGAUCCUAAAGAAAUUUAUGAUGUCUUCAAGCAUAACAAGGGUAUUGAAAGUAUUGAGUGUGUUGUGUUGGACAUGUCUCAAAUCAAAGAGUUGACAUUAAGCCCUCAAACAUUUCAGAGAACGCACAGGCUCAGAGUUUUGAUAUUUUAUAUACCCUCCAGUGAUACGAGAAGAAUCAAUGUGCAUAUUUCCAGAGGUCUCAAUUGCAUGCCUCUCGAAAUAAGUUAUUUCAGAUGGGACUGUUUUCCAUUGAAAUCCUUGCCACCACAGUUUUGUGCGGAGAAGCUUGUCGAACUUGAUAUAAAACAUAGCCGAAUUGGAAAGCUUUGGGAUGGAGUACAGGAUCUUGUGAAUUUGAAGUCAUUAUGCCUAAGUGGUUGCAAGAACUUGGUUGAGCUCUCAGAUUUGUCUUUGGCCUCGAAACUUGAGAAAGUACAUCUUGAUGAUUGUGCGAGCUUGUUGAAUGUUCCUUCAUACAUUUUGUCACUUGAUAGUCUGCUUGCACUAAAUCUGAGAGACUGUAAACAGCUCUGUUACAUUGAAAGUGAGAAGCCAUCUAGAUCUCUUCGAUGGCUUAAUUUGAGAGGGUGCUCAAGACUUGUAAGGUAUUCAGUUUUUUCCGAGGAACUGGAGUACUUGAACUUGGAUUUCACGGCAAUUGAAGAACUUCCUCACAACCUCAACCUCUUACCAAAGUUAAAAAAACUAUCAUUAAGAGGAAGUGAUAUUGAGAUAUUGCCUGCUAGCAUACAACAUCUCUCCUUGUUGAGAGCUCUCGAUGUAAGUAACUGCAGGAGGUUUCGUUCCAUGCCCAAACUCCCAUUAUUGCUACAAGACUUGAAUGCAAGCAAUUGCAUAUCCCUAGAAACAGUUUCAAAUUCAGGGAUCACAAUGUUGCAAGAUUCUUUUGGUAAGCUAAACAAGAGAACAUUGUUGACACAGAUUCACAAGGAAGAACAAAUGUCUAUUCGUCAUCGUGACUAUUUGGGUAGAUUUGAGUUUCAUAAUUGCAUAAAGUUGGAUCAGAUUGCACGCAUGACUGUUAUGGAGGAGGCACUAAUUAGAAUUCAGCUAGCAGCUUACUUGUCAUCAAAGAUUCAAGUGUUUUCUGAUCCUUAUUGUCAAGCUGAUGAUAAAGUUUCAAAGAAUUUUGACCAUGAGGAUUUUCUAUAUGUAUCCCGGCCCUUUUAUAGUAUUUUACUGGGAAAUAAAGUGCCAGAUUGGUUCCUGCAUAAAGAAACAAACUCCUUGUUCAUCACUAUUGAAUUUUCUGAACGAUGGAAUUUACUGUGCAGAUGCCGGGGGUUUGCCUUCUGCCUUGUUCUUGGAGCAUCCGAAUCAAACAAGAACAUUCGUCGUACUGGUCUUAUUGCAGGGUGUAGAUACAAUUUUGGAGGCAAAUAUAAAGGAACAUCCAUUUUGAAGUCUUCUUAUAGUGAUGCUAAGUCAGACCAGGUAUGGCUUUGGUAUGACCAAAUUUUAGAAGUUGCAGAUUUCCCAAGGACAUUACCAUGGAAGGUCUGCUUUGAGUUUUUUGUUCGGUCGGGUUGUUCAGGGUCUAUAGUGAAACAGUGUGGAAUUCAACCAUUGUAUGCUCCAUUCGACAUCAUGCAAAGCUCACAUGAAGAAGUUAAUAGAGAAGGUAAGAUGCCUUACCAUGAGCUUGAAUACAAAAAAGAUCCAGGAAAUUACUGGCUUCUUCGCCACUAUGCUCACCCUCCUGAUGGCCUUGGAUUUCCAUCAAAACAACAAAGGAUUUCUGGGUGUCAUGAUGGACAUAUUAUGGAACCCAUUCCAUCUACUUAUUGUGCCAGGAAGGUUGAUCAUAUUCAUAUGGAACACAAUCAUGCUGAAGUAUUUGUUAAUUUUGGUCUUAUUCGUAGUGGUUACCACCAACCACGCGAUCUGCAGUGUUUAGCCCAAAUGCUUCUGGAUAACUAUUGUUAUUACGGUAAACUUGUAGAUAAUAUCGAUAUCUUUUCAUCCCUAGGGAGAUUGUCGCUAAGUGAUUGCAAUGUUGAGAGCUUUCCUUCUAGAAUUGCAAACCUUUCAAGGCUGAAAGACCUUCGAAUAAGAAACUGCAAGAGCCUUAGGUCUCUGUCCAAACUUCCACUAUCCCUUCAAUUUUUGUAUGUCAAAGGGUGCACAUCUCUGAAGACGGUUGGAUUUGCUGAGGAAUACUUCAUGAGAGUUGAUGUAAUUGUUCGCGGUGAACGGAUAACUAGGGUCAUUGAAGUGGAAAAAGUGUCGAGAAUACAAGUUACCGACCCAUUAGCAAAUGCCAGGAGCUGGACCAUGCUCAAGUUUGGGUCUUCGAUGGUCAUUGAGUUCCAUGUUGCUUCAAUUUUAGAGUUAUUGAAUGUUGAGAGACGUGACUGCUGUACAAUAGAAGUUACUGUCAAGGAGUUGGUAUAAAUUGGGUCUUAGAUGACCAUUAUAUUCAAUUUGGUAAAGUCAAUUUUAAUGCCUUCUUUCAUCUUCCCAA
Medicago truncatula (barrel medic) is the source of this 4331-nucleotide messenger RNA. RefSeq names its product disease resistance-like protein DSC1. Lineage: Eukaryota; Viridiplantae; Streptophyta; Magnoliopsida; Fabales; Fabaceae. Gene Ontology annotation, molecular function: ADP binding. Bases 308 to 4261 code for a protein of 1317 amino acids. The transcript has 6 exons. Gene Ontology annotation, biological process: signal transduction; defense response. The record is from RefSeq and is a predicted model, not a curated record.